AUGAGAUUCGCAAGGCCCCUAUACGAGGAGGAACAAACUCUAUGGCACAAAGACGCCAUCACUCGCCACCCCACUGCCGAUCAUCGGCCAUCUUUACCGCUCCCUCACCACUCUCUCCUCACGAUCGCUCGAAAGUAUGGUCCCCUCGUCAAGCUCCGGCUUGGCUCGGUUCCCGUGGUGAUCGCGUCAAGCCACGAGAUGGUGAGAGAGUUUCUAAGAAACCAGGAUCUCACCUUUGCGUCGAGGCCGACGUUGCUCACCACGAAGUACAUCCUCUACGACUCCAAGGACAUGGUUUUUGCUCCAUACGGCGAGCACUGGAGGAGCAUGAGGAAGCUGUGCGUCGUGGAACUCCUGACGGACCGUCGCCUCGCCUCAUCGCAGCAGGCAAGGAUGGAAGAGCUACAGAGAUUGUUAGCGAAGAUCGCAAAAGUUGCGGAGACGAGCGAACCUUUCGUGCUGCUAGAUCUGCUGACGGAGUUUACGUUCAACGUCAUCACCCGGAUGGUGAUGAACAAGGCUUACUUUGGAUCCGGAGAGACGACGGAGGAGCUCGCGGCCACCAGAGACUUCAUCCAUAUGCAAGAGCAAGGAACCAUUCUUCUCGGGGAGUUCCACAUCGGCGACUACAUCCCGUUUCUCAGGUGGUUCGACUCGAGCGUCGCCAAGAUGAAAGCCCUGCACAAGAUCCAGGACGAGUUCCUGCAAAAAGUGGUCGAUCAGCACGUCCUUGCGAGGCAAAGCAGAGAGCAAACUCAAGCUCACGAUGGAGAUGGAGAUUUCGUCGACACACUCUUGUCUCUAGACUCUCCAGAUCCAAACAAUCAAGCUAGAAACAUCAAGGCACUCAUCCAGGUACUCUAA
Messenger RNA from Selaginella moellendorffii, 864 nucleotides. RefSeq names its product cytochrome P450 703A2-like. Gene Ontology annotation, molecular function: monooxygenase activity; iron ion binding; heme binding. The transcript has 2 exons. Bases 1 to 864 code for a protein of 287 amino acids. The record is from RefSeq and is a predicted model, not a curated record. NCBI's taxonomy places the organism in Eukaryota, Viridiplantae, Streptophyta, Lycopodiopsida, Selaginellales, Selaginellaceae.